UAGGGGACAGUUGUAUUACUGUCCGUGUCCGCUAGGCUUUUUGGCAUGGCGCUAGCUUUGAGGAGCCAUUACGGCAUCGCCGUUUCUUUUGCACAAGAGCGUUAGAACGGGAUGGCUAUAGUAGCAUUAAUAAUAGCACAAACUCUAAUUUCGUCCCUCGCGCCCUUUCGUGUGCUUUCGUGCCGAUCUGAAUAACCGGUUUUGUUUGUGGAACGGUUGUAACCCCAACCGACCAAUGGCUGCUUUGGGUUUCUAGCAGGCGUUCCAUUGGCGACGGGUGAGCGGUUCGGUUCCGAGCGGUGUGGAGCGGGGGGCGCGGGGCAAGGGUGCGCCUCACCGGUAGCGCGCGCAGUUGUGUUUCGCCACUCGAAAAGAAGGUUAUUGUUGCAAUGAGACGGGCAUCGGACUAUCGAUAAAGUGUGUUUGUAUGUCGUUUUCGUCGAUAAUAAGUGUUGUGUUUACUUUCACCCGUGCGAAUGUCUCAAUCCUUACCUUUUUGUUUGUUGUUUCUUUUAAUCACUGCCGCAUGGGACGGCGCUUACGUUUCAGUUAACCUUUUAUUUUGAAACGAUGGAACGUUGUUCUUAUGGUUUUUACACCAAAAGAUCGGAGAUACUAGACAACAUCCAAAAGAAGAAAGAUCAAGAUAAGGAACAAACACAAAGUGCGGGGUUCCAGCAGGUGUCAAAAGGCGAGAAGGCUGGAGUCGGGCCAGAGAAUGCGAGCCCUGCAGUGACGCAGCAUGUCCCGGCGCAGCUGCUAUCCCCGCCCCCCGCGUCCGCGCACCAGCUUCAGCCCGCCGACAAGGACAAGACCAUCAAAGUAGCCAACUCAACCACAAUCACACUCAUAGAGAACGGCUCUCUCAACACUGACAAAGACAAAGACGCUAACUACCCUAAAAACUAUUUCACUUUAGAGCCAAAGAUUGAUAAGAAAGAUGACUGCAACAAAAAUAGUAUUACUAUAACUAGGACAGUGCCAAAACAGUCGCCCAGCCAAGACAAGUCAAAGGGGCAACAGAAGCCAAACAAGAGGCCCUUGCAGUGUCUGGAAACUCUUGCUGAAAAGGCAGGAAUCACUUUCGAGGAUAAAUACGAAGCUGCCAACACCCUAUUAGCUUUAGAUAAACAGAACAAUACCUUUCCAAGACCCCAAGAAUUAAAACAGCCUAAAACAGAGCCCGAUAAUCUUGGUCAAAACGAGGAGUAUAGAUAUAGGAAUCAGAAAGAAGAGGAUGAUAAAUUACAGAUCCAACAGCAAAUAAUCCAGCAACAACAACAGCAGCAACAGCAACUGCAGCAGCAACUACAGCAGCAGCAAUUGCAGCAGCAGUUGCAGCAACAACAACAGUUACAGCAGUUGCAGCAGCAGGCCUUGCAACGGCAGCACCAGGCCAUACAGCAGCAUAUCAAAAACCAGCAAGACCAACAAGAGCUGAAGCAGUUCCAACAACAACAUCAACAACAACAGCAGCAGCAGCAACAACAACAGCAGCAACAACAGCAGCAACAACAACAGCAACAACAACAGCAGCAGCAACAGCAACAACAGCAGCAGCAGCCGAAACAAGAGCUACAGCAAGUUACUCAACAGCAAGAUUUGCAACAGCAGAAGUUUUUGCAGGUGGUGAACAACCAGCCGGUGCACACGCAGCAGUUCAACGUGCCCGGCAUCGGCGAGAUCAACCUCAGCUUCCUCGCGUCCCCGCAGAGCAACGUUAAUCUGCUUUUCGACAAGAGCCAGAAGGCCGGCAUGAGCGGCGACAUCAAACAGCAACAACAAUUAGUAGACGGUCAAUCGCAAGUAGUCCAGCAGCAGAUGAGUAUGGCGCAGCACGAGCAGACGCAGCAGCAUCACCAGACGGUCACGGUCGUCUCCUCCAUGCCCAGCUCCUUGGCCGCGCACCAGGUCCAACAACAGCAGUCAGCGGCGGGCAUGCAGCAGCAGACGAGCGCCGGCAUUUCUAGUAUGCCGCCGCUUCAGAGCCUACCCCCGAACACGCAACACCCGCAGCAAAUCAGCGCUGAAUGGGGCCACAGCCGCGUGCAGGUGAUUCAGCAGCCGCUGCAGAACAGCACGUACCUGCAGCAGCUGUACAACGCGCAGGGCCCGCUGCUGAUGCCCGGCAACAUCCUGCACCCCGGCAUCAACUCCCAGCAGAUACAGGUGAUCGCCGCGGGAAAGCCGUUCCAGGGCAACCAGCUGGCUCCGCACAUGUUAACUGCGCAGGGCAAGCAAGUUCUGCAGGGGCAAGCCGUAAACUUUGCAGGUCUAACGACGUAUCAGGAACAAGCUCCGUUCCCAGGCUACACGACGAUCCCGGCCAUCCCCACGACGCAGAACCAGACGUUCGUGUUCAGCCCGCUCGGCGUCAUCAACUCGCAGCCCAGCCUACUGCCCGCGCACUCGCAGCCCUCCGUCUCCGGCAUCUCGCACCAGCAGAAGACUAAUGAAAUGCACAAGGUGAUGAGCGGCGGCAAGGUGGCGGGCGGCAAGGCCGGCGGCGCGGUGGCGAGCGGCGCCACGGCCAUGCCGGUGGCGGCGCAGUGCGUGCAGGUGUCGCAGCCCGUGCUCGGCGCGCAGCAGCAGCAGGCGCAGAUCAUCAGCCCGCUGCAGAGCGGCGGCGGCACGAUGCAGUUCGCGCCGUGGCAGAUCUCGGGCGCGCUGCCGCAGGUGUGGGCGGGCGGGCUGCAGGCGGGCGUGCCCGCGGGCCCGCUGCUCGCCUCCAACCCCAUCUUCCUGCGCGGCGCGCAGCCCGACGCGCCCUCCAUGUUCAUACAGCACUCGCCGCAAAACACGCAGCAUCACAACAACGCGAGCGUGGCGUGCGCGACGGGCACUGCGGCCAAGCCGCGCGCGUCCACCGAGGGCCUGGCCAAGGCGCCGCGGCCGCUGUCCACCAUCAUGCCGUCCGGCGCCAUCCGCCCCGCCUCCUCCGUGUCCACACAGACCAACGCCAACCAGGCCCAGAACCAGGCAAAGCACCGAGGCAAGCCGGGAGUGCGGUCGCCUGCGCCGGCCGCCAAGCAGGACGCCGCCAACCAGACCAACAAGAUGCAGCACCAGAUGCAGCAGCCCAAACAACAGGUAUUACUGAUGAAUUCAAGCGGGCAGAUGACGCAGAUAUCGAGCGUGCAAGACAAGCAACCCAUUACGAAGACUAUCCAGCAGCAGGCCAUCUUGCAACAGCAGGCGUUGCAGCAGCAGCAACAGCAACAACAACAGCAGCAGCAACAACAGCAGCAGCAGCAGCAGCAGUUGUUGCAUCAGCAGCAAACGCAGCAGAUGGUGCAGCAUUACCAACAACAAGGAAUGACUCUCGGCAUGCAGCAAGGCUCGCUGCCGGUGGGGUCGGUGGCGCAGAGCCUGCCCAUGGCCGGCAUCCCGCAAACCAUAUCCAUGGUGCAGCAGAUACAUCCGGGCGUGCAGCUGAGCGGCAUGUCGCAGGCGGGUGCGCUCGUGGGCCAACUGGGCGCGGCCCCGCAGGCGCAGGGCACGCUCGCGCAGGUGCAGGCUCUGCAGCAGCCGCAGACUCUCGUCGGCAGUGGGCUCGUCCAGACUUCAGUAGGGAUGGCCGUACAACAACAAGCUGCUAUGAACCAUUCCACUGCCAUGCAAACGGUGGGCGGCGGGCUGAGCUCGCCGCAGCUGACGCUGGGCGGCGGCGUGGGGCUAAUGGCGGCGCCGGUGCCGGGCGCCGUGCUGCCGCUGCCGCAGCCCGCCGCGCUCGUGCACGUCAAGAGCGAGGACGACAAGAACGCGUCGCAAUCGCAGACGCCGGUGCAGCAGAUAGCGCCGCAGCCGAUGGCCACGGAGCCGACUGGCGAGCCGGCAGGCACACCCUUCCCUACGUCCGCACCGCCCGCCCCGCCCGCUUCCGCCACGGACACUCCGCCCACGCCCACCGCCACCGUUGGUCCGGCUAAUGGCGAGUCAAAAUCAACCGAAACCAAGCAGGAGCCAGAGGCGGCGGCCGCAGCACCCUCUCCCGCUCCUGUGUCCGCGCCCGCGGCUGCUUCCGCCCCAGCGCCCGCCCCUACGCCUGCGCCCGUGCCCAGCAGCGCACAGCACACCACACCUUCAGCGUCCCAGGCGGUGACGACGGUGGCGGCCAGCGCGCCGGCCAGCACCACGGCCGCCGUCACGACGCCCGUGUCCGCGGCCGCGCCGCUCUUCAAGAGCUCGCAGUGCGCGCCGCGCCACAUCAGCCAGCCAGACAAAGGGCUACCAAAAGCGAUGGUGAAGCCCAACAUCCUGACGCACGUGAUCGAGGGCUACGUGAUCCAGGAGGCGGGCGAGCCGUUUGCCAAUAAUGUUUUUAACCCCAAGGUGAACCGGCCGCUGCGCGAAUGGGCGGCCGACAAGGACGACAAGGAGAACAAACAGCCUUCGAGCGACGAGCCCCCGCGCAAGCAGAUCAUCCGACUGCUCCCUGACCAAGAGAAUUAUACAGUAGUCCUCGCCGGGCUCAAACGGAAAAAGCAAAUGUUGGAAAGUGGCAGUAGUGGGCAUCAUCAUCUACCCCGCAUCAGCUCGAGCCAUGAGAGCGACCGCGAGAGCAACGUCAGUGCACGAGCGGCCGCGGGCGCGAGGGUGGCGGCGAGUGCGGGCGCGCCGGCCGGCGCGGGCGCCACCGUCAAGACCGAGAGCGCCGCCAGCGCUGAGCCCGCGCCGGCGGCGGACGAUGCCGCCAGCAAGCCGCAACUGCCCAAUGUCAACAAGUGGACGGUGGCGGAGGUGUGCGAGUUCAUCCGCAGUAUCCCCGGGUGCGCAGGCUACGCGGACGAGUUCCUCAUGCAGGAGGUGGAUGGCGAGGCGCUGCUGCUGAUCCGCGCCGAGCACCUCGUCAUGGCGCUGUCCAUGCGCCUCGGCCCCGCGCUCAAGAUCGUGGCCAGCAUCGACGCGCUGCGCCCUGACUCCGACCAGCCGCAGCACGACCACGACUGAGAAUUGCUUUAAGUCCAUCCAGAGUGGGCAUCAAUAGAGUUAAGUACUACGCAAGUUUAGUGAUGUGUUCAUAGUUAAUUGUCCCAAGAAACGAAUUGUGUAAAAACAUGUGUAUAGUUUUAUAGUCUAAUGUUUCAAUUCUUUUAUUGUAAAACCAUUGGUAUUACUCAUGGUAAUAGUUAGUAGUUGAAGUAUUGUAUAACGUAUGUUGUAGAUACUUUGUAUUUAUGUUAUUAAUUAACUGUUAUUAAAAUUUGUCUUUUUAAAUGAAUCUAAUGAACGUAAUAUUAUUAGCACAUAUUAUUUAAUUGUUUAUACCAUUAACCACACAAGCAUUGUUUUUCAAAUGUAUUUGUAGUGUAUUACUGUGAAUAUUGAAUAGAAACAAGUAACUCGUUGUUUGUGAGUUAAGUAUCCUUAGGUCGAAACGUGUUGCAGGCUCCGGCUGGCCCGCGGCGGCCCGCGAGUACUCGAGGACGAGUUGUCGAAAGUUCCGCCUAUUUAGUGUUAAGCGUCACAUGCGUAAUAGUUUACGUUAUUCGAUGAUUCUGUUUUAUUUGGAAGCGGGUAUCUCCGCCGACGUAGCGUCACCGCCGUCCACUUGAUGUCAUCGUGAUCAAUGCUCGUGUGAACAUCACCCAUUGUUUAAAAGUCUCGAGAACCUUAUUCAGCUUUGGCGUUCUCAUAACUAUAGAAGAAUAAUAAUAACUUUGAUUCAAAAGAAACAACAACCAUUCAUUUCGGCGAUUAUUAUGAAUAGCGGAUGGGUAGCGUAGCGUGAGAACUGCCAGUAGUAUAUAUUAUCCACAAACUUUGGCAUCCAUUAACAGAGAUUUUAGCCAAGAUUUUUACGACCAAUAUUAUUGAAAGAGUUAAUAGUUGAAUUACAAUUUCAUGUCAUGUGUCUAAAAUGACUACGAUUCGCCGAAAUGGAAUAAUAAGUGUCUCAAAUAUUUAAAGUAACUAAAUUACGUGUCGAUGAGCAAAUAAAUACCAUUCAUUCGUGUCAGUAUCAAGCGUAGGUAAAGAAAACACGUUGUUUAUCCAUCGACUCUACAAAGGUCGGUAGGAGAGUUGAGAUGGCGCAGAAACUGUGUUCAACUGUACAAUUGCUAAUAAACUUGUCGGUACAAAAAAGAACGGUAAUUUCAAUAUCCUGCUGGCGUUACUGUCAUGGUGUUUUGUGCGUGACCACAACUCUGGUGCUGACGACUAACAUACUGAUGCGUGUGCGUUGUAUUUAUUCAUAUAAGUGAUUCUAGUACUAAUGUUAUUAAUAAGAUUAAUAAUGUACAUCUAAGAAUACCUAUUUAAGAAUUUAAUUAAUGUAGUUAGAAUAUGUUUCAGAUGGUGUAAUUUUAGGUGUCCUCUUAACAGAAAAGCAAUAUGGGCUCUACCAAUGGUUUUCUAAUUCUAUACAAAUCCUAACUUUAGAAUUUAAUUGAAAGAAUAAUUGUUAUUGAUUUAGAAUAGUCUUAAGUUUUUUAUUGCAAGUGCAAUAAUAUUGGAAUAGUUUAUAAUUGUAAAAGAGAACUCAUUGUCAUCUUAUGAAUAAUGCUAUAAAACGUAUAAUUUAACAUCUUCCUAAAAUUUGACUUAAUAUUAUGGUGCUAUAUAAUUUUGGGUUUGUGUGAUAGUUGUAUGAUAUGUAUAUCGCGAGGAGUGUAGCUGCGUCGCGCGCGCCGCGAGCCGCGAGCCGCGAGCCACGAGCCACGAGCCACGAGCCACGAGCCACGAGCCACGAGCCACGAGCCGCGAGCCACGAGCCACGAGCCGCGAGCCACGAGCCACGAGCCGCGAGCCACGAGCCGGGCGGCGUCGGAGCUCCUCGCGGCCUGCCCGCCAGUGCUUUAAAGUCACGCUAACCACUAACUAUUACUAACUAAAAUGUGACUGUCACCAUUAUAGUCGUUGCGACAAAUUUAUCGACAUAUAGGCUAAUGUAAAUAAAAGUGGUUGUUAAAAUAAUACCAAAACCAGGUCGGGUGUAAAUUCAGCUGUUUUUUUUUUGUAACUAAUUAAGGUCUUAUUAAUGUACGAUUUAAUUACUAUCUGUUAUUUAUAUUAGCAUAUCACUUCCAUGUGAAAUGUUAUCGAUGUACUCCGAUAAAUGUAAGUCCCGCGGCAGGCAGUUUCUGUGCCUAAGUAAGCCCUAAGUCUAUACGACCAAGGGAGUCUACCAACACUUUUAGUAUCAAACUUAUGCACUUGCAUCCUAAAAGAGCCCGCGUUUCGCGUUUUAGGUAGCGAAAGUGUGGACUGAUGUUAUCCUAAUUUCUUAAACCCAGUGUUGUACAGAACGGGGCGUCCCCUGCUGCGAUCGCAUUUGAUGCCUGUUUCAAAAAGAGUGAACAAUAGUACCGAAAGUGACUGAAUUUGUAUUGAUCAAUUUAAAUAAUUAUUUUGCGUCCUUACACGUUUAUUCAGGCACCUUGUGUGGUUUGCACUGGGUAGUUAUUAUUGUUACAUUUAUACAUAUUUGUGAUAUCGAUUAUAAAGAUGUAUGUGUAGUAAAUUACUAAAUUAGUUUCUCUUUCGACAGUUUGAGCACUGUUAUAGGAUCUGAUUUUUUGUCAAAAUUGUUGCAUUGCGUCUACAAAUAAGCCAUUAUUAAAAAUUCAUAGGUACUUAGAGAACAGUACUAUUACGGCCCAGACACGAAUUCGCACGCUGCCGCAGUUGCAAGCGGCGGCCAUAGGUGGGACCGAGAAAUAAGUAGCGAUCCGACCGUUGGUUCCCACCUGUGGCCGCCGCUCGCCGCUGCCAGCGUCGCGCGAUGUUGGCCGAGGCCGAGCCGUUUAUAUGCUUCGUUAAACCAUGUUGUAGGAUCAUCAUGGGACUGGUAUAGUGUAACGGAAAUUUCGUAUGCGAUUGACUGCAAUAUAUCGAAGUUCAUUUUUAACUGUGAAUACUUCUUGAGUUUUUACCUAAUUAAUAGUCAUAACACAGAGACACAAUGAAACAAUUAUACAAAGUAUCCGCCGAUAUUUAUAAACAUAUAAAGUUCAGCGAGGCUGACUUGCUGUGCUUCCAUGCAACAGCGGCAGAGUCUCGCUAGCCAGAGGCUUGAGGUACCUACUUUGCUCAAAAUGUUACUCAAGGAGACGCUCACGACGACAUUAGAAAAAAAUAAACAAAUAAGACUGAUAAAAAA
Molecule: messenger RNA, 8104 nt
Organism: Cydia pomonella (codling moth)
Lineage: Eukaryota; Metazoa; Arthropoda; Insecta; Lepidoptera; Tortricidae
Gene: PH
Product: polyhomeotic-proximal chromatin protein-like
Exons: 30
Coding region: 571-4950 (1459 amino acids)
Molecular function (GO): protein binding
Source: RefSeq, a predicted model, not a curated record